AUGGAAAGGAGAUCGCCUAAGAGCCCUUUGCCGAAGAGCCCGUUUCCGAAGAGCCCUAUGCCACAGAGUCCUGAAUUCUACCAAAAAUACAAGUCUAAAUGUGCAUAUGGCUUAGUUAAUUUCUUUCAUUUCCGCCAAAGUCACUCAAAGAAGCUGAUUUCUGAUAAAGCAGUUUUGAAGAGACAUGGUGUUGAAAUGAAGAAAAUCGCGUGGGAAGAUAUGCCCAUCAAGCAGCAGAUAAAGAAGAGCACUGCAAAAGUGGAUCAUGUACAAUCUGAUUCUGAACUUGUUGGUGACCGAUCAACAAGCCAUGGGAAAGCAAUCAAGGCUACUAGGAAACCUCGUCGUUUACCUAUUUACGGUUGUUAUGAUGUAGCAACCAUGGGGCACGCGAAAUCUGUUCACGAAAAUUCAGUGGAUGAUUCUUCAAAAACGUUGGAAUCUGCAGUGACCGAAGAGUCACUCUCCAAUCAAGUGCAACCUAAAAACGAAAGCAAUUGUAAAUGUAAAAGUAUCUGUCGUGGAAGGCAUGACCAGUCUAAGGAAAUCAACCUUCAGAUUCGCAUGAAUGAAGCAACUGAAGCAUUUAUAAAUCAGAAGUUGAUUGAUGGAAAACACCCCACCACAGAUGGGGCAAAUGACCAGUCUAAACAUUUCAUGGAUGCACUAGAGAUACUGAAUUCGAACAAGGACUUAUUCAUAAAACUCCUACAAGACCCCAAUUCUCUACUGGUGAAACAUAUUGAAGACUUGCGAGACUCUCAGGCAAAAAUGCAGCGGAUUAAAUGUUACCACAAAGAUAAAUUGUCAGAACAACAGAAAAAUACUUCAAGAGAAUGCAAAAGGACUGUCUGUACCCAAAACUACAACGCCAGUGAUGGAUACAUGUCCAAGGGAACUGGUGAUCCUCAACCCUUGGAGACUAUAGUAGUUUUGAGGUCUGGCUCCACAAGCUUGCAAAACUGCACAGAUCGAAGCAGUCAUGACUCUCCACUGAUUCAUUAUAGGUUGAAAAAUGUGCAGCAGAGUGUUAAAGCUUCAUAUUUUCCCUUUGUCAAAAUGAAAAGAAAGUUGAUGCAUGCUAUGGGGGUAAGCAGUAAAGAGCAGCAGUUGAUGCUGACUGAUGAUGCCGUGCAUAAGUCUAAAUAUGACUUCCAGGAGAGUGGAAAAUGUGGCGGAAGAGGUUUGGAGGUUGAUGAAAGAAACUCACCCGGUGAAACCUCUUGUUAUUUUGCAAGAAUGGCCAUGGAUGUCAGGAGUAAAGACCAGAUGGACAAAGUGGAAUUAAUUGAAUCUAGUGCUAGAGAGGAAGCUGCUUCAGCUAGUGAAGAAGGUGGUCAUGAAAGCUCAAAAUUUUCAAAUUUCAGGCAUUUCAAGGAAGGUAAGAAUGACAAAUAUGUUGAGACUAGGGUGCAUCUCUCUGACUUUUUAAAGAAUGAAAAUGUGAAUCUUUCAAGAAAGCAGAGACCAAAAACCUGGGAUGGGAUGAGGUCUCUUCCUGAAGAUGAAUUCUUGCCUACGGUCAGUCCUAGAUGUAAAGCGGAGCAUGACCGUGUUACUCCACAAAUGAGAUUUUCUCCCUACAGCAGUUAUCAAAUGGUGAACAAGAACAAGUGGGGGAAUCAGAGUGAAAAGAGAAACAACAUAAAUCCACCACUGCAGAAUUUAGAGGAUCCAUCGUGGGACAGUGACAAAAGUUGUGAUCAUCAAUUACAAAUCAUUGAGACAAAACAAAAUAUUUCAAACAAAGUUUUCCCUGAUGUCACAGCAGAUGAAAACUUCUCUUCUCUUGAAAAUGAUUCAAGCCUUCGAGGUUCCACCAACAUAAUAGGAAAAAGAUUCAGUGAAAUUUCAGAAGACUAUAGUCCCUCUGGUGUGCCUUCCAGACUAGAUGGCUCGCACUAUAGCGAUAGUAAUGAAAGUUCUUGUGCAACAAAUACAACUGCCGAAUGUGAAUCCUCAAAGUUCUUUAGACUGGAUACAUCUGCGGAGAAUCAGACAUCACCAUCUUCUACAAGCGAUUGUUUAUCAAGCCCUUUAAACAUCCAGAGUGUUGAAGACCUAGACAAGGUCAAAGAGAGGGCAGAGCAGCCAAGUCCAAUAUCUGUCCUUGAGCAAUUUUUCAUGGACGAUAUGAUCACUAGCCCUUCAAGCCAUGCAUCACGACCUGCUGAACUAUCAACCUUGGCACUAAGAAUAGGUAAUGAAGAAGACUACUUAGCGGCCCUUGUUCACUCCCCUUUGGAUCUGAAGAUCAAUUCGGGCACUUCUUUGGAAGAAUGUGGGUCUGUGUUUGAGUGUAUAGGUGCACUUUUGAGAGCUUCUGGAUUUAAUUUGGAUGACCUAUCAUCAAAGUGCCAUGGUCAGUCCUGUGGUGAUCACAAGCUUGUUUGUGAUUAUUUUUUCGAAGUCCUUCUAGAGGUAUACCAGUACUACUUGAGAAGCUCUCCUUGGUUAUCAUUUAUCGAACCAAAAGUUCGACCUGUUACGAUGGCAGAAAACAUGGUUCAACAAGUGAUGAAAUAUGUUGAUCAGAACAUCCUCUUACAGCCACCUUCGCGAACAUUAGAGCAUUGUGUUGAAAAGGACUUGACCAACUCUGCAACGUGGUUGGAUGUCCGGAUUGAUGCUGAAGAUGUUGUUAGUAUGAUAGUAGAAAGUGUUCUGGAAGAAGUGAUAAUAGAGACUGCUAUUGAGUGA
Dovyalis caffra is the source of this 2700-nucleotide messenger RNA. The record is from the annotation of a GenBank genome assembly. NCBI's taxonomy places the organism in Eukaryota, Viridiplantae, Streptophyta, Magnoliopsida, Malpighiales, Salicaceae.